AUGGAUGAACUGAAGCUUCUUUUAGCUCUGAAACUCGCUGAAUUUAAGCUGUUUGAUGAGGCUGAGGAUCUGGUGGAAAGGGCUCUUGAGAUGUCUCCAGAUAGUCCACAUGUGAUUCGAUAUGUGGGAAAAUACCAGAGAAACUAUGGGUCUGUAGACCGGUCCAUUAGUCUGUUAAAAAGAGCAUUGGAUGUUUCUCCAAAUUCAGCAUUCAUACACCAUCAGUUGGCUCUUUGCUAUAAAAAGAUAAAAGAACAAUUCAGGGAGCAGCCUGAGUGUCAGAGAUUUCGUCAUUUAAGCAUCUCACAUUUUGAAAAGGCUAUCACUUUAAAGAGUGACUUCAUUAUUGCAAUGGCACAACUGGCAAUUCUCUACGGUGAGGACGGACAAAUCGAUCGGGCUGAAGAAGUGUUUCAAACAGCCUUGUUCACAGCUAAGGAGAAAACUGAGGGACUACAACAGCUUAACUUGUAUUAUGGGGAGUUCCAGCAGUAUAGAAAAAGAUGUCAACAUCUGGCCAUCAAAUACUACAAGGACUGUUUACAAAUGGCACCUGAUACACGAGAUGGAAAGAAAAGUGCUAAAAAUCUGAGGAAGAUUGCUGACAAGCGUUUAUCUUAUAACACAAAUGACACAAGGGCGUUAGGGAUACUUGAAUUUAUUGAGCAGGUCACAGGUGAGAAACAAUGCACUGCCUGUGAGCAUCUUCUGGAAACUACAAGCUAAAAUAAUGCUUGGUACAAAAACAAACAUAUUUUUGUAUUAAUUGGAAACAUAAAUAGGAGCUGCUAUUGUGUUUGUAGUUUGAGUUUCCAAGUAAAAGUGUAGACUAAAGAUAAGUAAAGCUCAUGCUGUAAUCAAGUGUAGUCAAGUCUGCUUUUAUUGUCAAUUCUUUCACAAGUACAGUACAUACAUACAGAGAAUUGAAAUUGCAUUUUUUUCAGACCCUUAGUACAUACAGAUAACACUAACAGUAGAACAUUUAAAUACAGAUAAUAAAAUAUAAAGUACAACUAUACAAAUAAAGUAAGAUAAGUAAAGCAGCAUGAGCACAGAGUGCAAACUAGUAAACAGUGCAGAUAUAAUGAUUUGUACAGUAAUGCAAAAGAGCUUCUUCAGAGUGCAAGCCAGUAAACAGUGCAGAUGUAAUCAUAACAUAAUCAUAAUCAACAUAAUAUCAGUUUUCUCUUUAAAUCACUACUGGGCUGACUUUGACAAUACAUACCGUCAGUGGCGGCUCGUGACUGCUCAUCCAAGGGGCGCAAAUUCAAAAUAUGUGUUCAGAGUGUCAUGUGUGUUCACCGUGUUUUCAAAAUAUGUGUUUGUUGCGAAUGUAAACCAUGUGCAUCACGUGUUUUGUCAAAAUAAGUGUCUGUUGCACACGCGUCAAAACCGUUUAUGAGAUUAUGUGAGUAUAUUGCAAACGUGAGCAUCUCUUUUAUCAUAAACCCUUUAGAUGCGUCUGCAGCAGGCACUUAUUUUGACAAGACACAUGAUGCACAUAGGAUUACUCGAUGCGCAGAACACAUAUUUGAAAUUACGACCCACACACAUAUGAUGGGCUACAUAAAUGUUGUGAUGAACUUUGCAUCGAGCGCCCUCGAUAAAAGAAGUCACCGGCUGCCACUGCAUACCGUUUUAAAACCGUUUUAUGAAAUCAUGCCUUAAUAUCUUUAAUCACACUGUAAAAAGUUGGAUCAUUUAUUAUGUUUAUCGAACUUUUCACUUUUUACAGUGCAGUCUUUAACCAUAAAUUAAAAAAUAUCUUUAUCUAUGCAUUUGAUUGUAAAUAACAUUUUAUUAAUAUAAUAUCUUUAUGAAUUGAUUUCUAGCUAUUAUUUGUUUUUACACAAAUUUAUAUAAAUAAAAAAUAAAUAACUUUAAUAAAAUC
Molecule: messenger RNA, 1891 nt
Organism: Misgurnus anguillicaudatus (oriental weatherfish)
Lineage: Eukaryota; Metazoa; Chordata; Actinopteri; Cypriniformes; Cobitidae
Source: RefSeq, a predicted model, not a curated record